Lodderomyces pseudojiufengensis is the source of this 594-nucleotide messenger RNA. RefSeq lists its product as uncharacterized. Lineage: Eukaryota; Fungi; Ascomycota; Pichiomycetes; Serinales; Debaryomycetaceae. The transcript has a single exon. Gene Ontology annotation, cellular component: endomembrane system; membrane. The record is from RefSeq and is a predicted model, not a curated record. The coding region runs from base 1 to 594 and encodes 197 amino acids.
AUGAAAUCAACAUCAUUAACAUUUAAUUUAUUUUCAUUAGCAAUAUGUUCAAGUGGAUUAUAUGAUUGUUUUUCACAACAAUUACCACCUCAUUUAAUUCGUGGUGGUCAUUUACAAUUUUUAACAAAUAUUUCAUUAAUUUUAACAAUAAUUUAUAUAUUAAUCAAUUUAUUUAUAAAUUUUAAAUUCAUUAAUCAGUAUAAUACAACUAUUUUAUAUAAUAUAGUUAUAAAUUUAGAAUUUAUUGUAACUUUAGGUUAUUGGACUUUACAUUAUAUAUUACCAAGUUUAUUAAAUACAAAAGAAUUACCACCUACUUUUACAUUAGAUUUUAAAAUUCAUUUAUUUCCAUAUUUAUAUUUAUUAUUAAUUAAUGAAAAAAGAAAUAAAUCAGCUUUAUUUUAUACUGGUUUAACAAUUGGAAUUUAUUGGAGUUAUAUUGAAUUUAUUGUUGCAAGUGAUUCAACAAAAUUAAGUAAAUUUGCUUAUCCUUUUUUAAAUAGAGGUGGAUUUUUUGCAAGAUGUGUUUUUAUGAUUGGAUUUUGGACUUUAAGUUGUUUAAAUUAUAUCUUUUUGGGUUAUAUUAAAGGUUGA